GCCGAUGGCAUGUGACAUGCUCGUCCGAAUCUUCGACCAUCCAUUUUCUGAUUUGCAUGUCUGCUUGACAAGAUUCGAGUCCAAUGUCAAGCAAGCAAUGGAUCAGAUCGAGUUCUCAUCUUUCGCCCGCCAACGUUCGCGGCCCUCGUACGCCUCCGACGAACAAUCAUGGCUUACCUGUGUCCCCUGCCUUGCAAUCAUCUGAGAAACUUCCUGCCCGCGAACUCCAACCACUCGACUCAUUCACGUCCUUUCGUAAGACAGUAGCUGCAAAUUCUCAUGCGAACGCUCUUGCCACUCCGGUUCGCCAAUGCAACUUCACAGCUGCCAGACUGCCCUCGCACUACCUACUGCCAUUCACCACCGUCUUCCGUCGAGAGAAGGACGACAGACUCGUCCCGUAUCUUGCCCCUGUCGAAGAGCCUCGACAGGCCUCUCGCUCUUACAUUCUAAAUUCUCGCCAACUACUUGAUCGUCUCGGUCAGAAGAAGACGUGGCAGCGCCUACUAGGUCAUGAUCUCAAAUUUGGUCUGAAGAAUAGAAAUGACUACAGAUGGCCUGCUGACGCAGAUCAUAUUAUUCUCUCUCAGCUACGCAGUUCUCUUAUACGCAAACUCUCCUGGGUUCUCAACAAACCGAACCUGGUUGUUUCGAUGUACUCCGACAAAGACUAUCCCUCAUCCGCGUCCAUUCUGCACCUACGCACGGACAGCAAGGCACGCAGCCGCUCGAAUGCAGGUGUAACGGAGUACCAACUCUCGGUCCUAUUGGGUGAAGAGGCCUUGACGAACCUGCUGAAGAGUACUCGGUAUGUAGAGAGCGAUGCGUUGGUCCUCGCACAAUCCUACAUGACAAUGUCCGCACAUGCUGCUCUGGCCAGAUUGUCCAUGUUCAUGUCUCCUUCGGGCACUCUUUUGAACAGUCCGAAGACAUGAGAAUUGAAUAGUGUCUGUACAAAACUUCAACCAAUAUAUCGACCGUGUCCAAAACGCCUACAAAAUCGUCUACUUGAUCAUGACAGGGGCGACCUUCUUCGCCUUCUCGGCCGCGAACUCGGCAAUCUUCUGGAGCUUCUCUGCUCUCAUCUUGCGUACAUAUCUGAAAAGCAGAA
Aureobasidium subglaciale EXF-2481 is the source of this 1111-nucleotide messenger RNA. RefSeq lists its product as uncharacterized. The coding region runs from base 84 to 935 and encodes 283 amino acids. NCBI's taxonomy places the organism in Eukaryota, Fungi, Ascomycota, Dothideomycetes, Dothideales, Saccotheciaceae. The record is from RefSeq and is a predicted model, not a curated record. The transcript has a single exon.